ACUUUCAUAGGGGUUGCAUGUAUGGAAGCGAGCUAAUUGAACUAACAUUUGCUAUUACAUUUUCUACUUUGUUUACAGUAUCUACAUGAAUACCAAGUGGUAUGAAAUUACAAAACUGUACACGUGUUACUAUGGUGUCUUUUACAUGGUGUAGAAAAUUGCAGCUGCCUCUGUUAUUUUAAUAAGAAGAAGAGAAAAAAUGUUGAGCUAAAAAACAACAAGAGAAGGAUGUGGGUUAGGAGCUGGAUUUCAAGAAGACAUGAUAGUGGUUUUUUUGCACAAUUGGUGAAAGAAUUACACAGCGAAGACAUGAAUUCAUACGCUAACUUUUUACGCAUGAGUAAUAAGGACUAUGAAUACUUGCUUCAAAAAGUUGAACCAUUGAUUAGAAAACAAGAUACUCAUCUUAGGCUAGCUAUUUCACCUUCAGAACGGCUCAUGCUUACUUUACGGUUUAGCAACAGACUACAAAUGUUAGAAACCCAUCGAAACCAGCCAAGAAGUACGAGAACAAUUUAAAAAUUAUUUUGUAUCCAAACAUGGUGAAGUCGCCUGGCAAGUAUAAAUAUAUAUAAACAUAAUACCAUUUAUCUGCUUAAUGUAAUAUAUGUUUCUAAUGCUGAAAAAAUGUUUACUC
Messenger RNA from Acanthoscelides obtectus, 637 nucleotides. The record is from the annotation of a GenBank genome assembly. NCBI's taxonomy places the organism in Eukaryota, Metazoa, Arthropoda, Insecta, Coleoptera, Chrysomelidae.